AGAGAGAGAGAGAGAGAGAGAGAGAGAGAGAGGAUGCUGAAAUACUGAAGACUGUGUCGGGAUCAUAGUCAGUCCUACUAUCAGCGUCAAAGAUCCUGGAAAUGUGCAGGUUUAUCUGUCAUGGAUGCAAAUAUAAUACCAAAAUUUGCCUCCAAAGACGAGGAAAUUGACUUCUGGAAGGCUCUUUCGCUGAAGUACAAGAAAAGUUAUAAGGAGGCACACGAGGAGUUGCUGGAGUUCCAAGAGGGGAGCAGAGAGCUAGAGACAGAGCUGGAGACACAACUGGGCCAAGCGGAGCAUCGCAUCAGAGACCUGCAGGCGGACAAUGAGAGACUGCAGCACGAGCUCGACUCGCUGAAGGAUAAGCUGGAGUAUCAGUAUUCUCAGAGCUAUAAACAGAUCUCUGUACUGGAGGACGACCUCAGCCAGACUCGAGGCAUCAAGGAGCAGCUGCAUAAAUACGUCAGAGAGCUAGAACAGGCCAAUGACGACCUGGAGAGAGCUAAGAGAGCCACGAUUACAUCUCUGGAGGACUUUGAGCAGAGGCUGAACCAGGCCAUCGAGAGGAACGCCUUUCUUGAGAGUGAACUGGAUGAGAAAGAGUCUCUCCUGGUGUCUGUGCAGAGACUAAAAGAUGAAGCCAGAGAUUUGCGGCAAGAGCUUGCGGUGCGAGAGAGCCGGCCGGAGGUGACGAGAAUGUCGGCUCCCAGCUCUCCGACUCCAGACAAUGACAAAACAGACUCGGCGGUCCAGGCCUCCCUCUCUCUGCCGGCCACACCUCUCAGCAAGAACCUGGACAAUGCUUUCACUAGCCAAACGGGUCUGGCCAACAGCUCAACUAAUGCAGCCCUCACUCCAUCUGCUAGAAUAUCAGCGCUCAAUAUUGUUGGCGAUCUACUGCGCAAAGUUGGGGCUUUAGAGUCUAAGCUCACAGCCUGUCGAAAUUUUGCCAAGGACCAGGCAGCCAGGAAGAACUAUGUCACAAAUGUCAACGGCAAUCUGAUUAACGGCGACCUUUCAAAUUACUCACACUCGCUCCACACAUCCUACUUCGACAAAGCCAGAAGAGAGAGGGUCAUUUUCCCUGCGUUGCUCUUGGCAGGACAGUGAACGGUUUGGAUCCCGGGACCGUGACGAACAUCAAAGCCCCGCUAUGCUCCAACUCUCCAUCCGGCCUGGUGCUCACAGUGUAACACUUAAAACACACUCACUCCACUGAAAGAAGCACUAUACAGCAAUAUAACUGUUCCUUUUAAUGCACUACUGAAUCUGUGUCGAGAUUACAGUGGGUUACAACAAGGUUAGUAAUAAUGCCCAACUGUAGCAGCACCUCAUACUAGUCUUUGUUGCAAUAUCCUACAUUUUACUGCUGAAAUACCUGUUAAUAUUUCCUAAAGAUGUAUAUACCCAUCUAAUAUAUUUAUGGUUACUGUUAAUUUAGAUAUAAACAUAUACAGUAUGUACAUGGUUAAUUUAGUUUUCUGUAUUCUUUGCAAAUGUGAUGUCUUUUACCACGGUCUAAAAAUGUAUUUAUUGCUGUAGUGUGUUGGAAGGCAAUGUAUGUGAGAUCUGAAAACAAAAGGGAAUUUACACUAUUAAUAUAUGUUGUGCAACACAUGCAGUGUUUGUGUAUAAGAAGGUAGAGCUGAUAUAUGAAUUAUAUACUGUAUAUUGAAGGGAAGAUGAAGUGUGGCGAUCUGACUAUCUAGACUUACAUGUGCACUUAAAUCACCAAUUGUUCAAUCUUGGUUCACAAGGUCAUUUUUUUUCCGGGUAGGAUUUACAUUAAGUGCUAAUGUGUGCCUCAGAUGAGUGAACUUCCCGUAUUUUGUCCCUGAAACGUG
Rhinichthys klamathensis goyatoka is the source of this 1844-nucleotide messenger RNA. It is a transcript of the gene ndel1a, whose product is annotated as nudE neurodevelopment protein 1-like 1a. Gene Ontology annotation, molecular function: microtubule binding. Gene Ontology annotation, cellular component: centrosome; kinetochore; kinesin complex. The record is from RefSeq and is a predicted model, not a curated record. NCBI's taxonomy places the organism in Eukaryota, Metazoa, Chordata, Actinopteri, Cypriniformes, Leuciscidae. The transcript is spliced from 10 exons. Gene Ontology annotation, biological process: regulation of neuron projection development; establishment of mitotic spindle orientation; microtubule nucleation. Bases 121 to 1110 code for a protein of 329 amino acids.